GUGACAUGUACCCGGAAGGACACGGCCAUCCUUCACCAUGCACUUUAUUCACAUUAUGCAACUAUAUCAGAUUUUCAGGUUUUUGUCCAAGACGCUUUUGUUUUUACCACCAUGCUUCCAGCAGCUGCAAUCUUUCGUUUCCCCUGGGAAGUAAACUCUGGAGAAGUGCAGGAAGGAGAGUCAGUGAGAGUAUUUGGCAGACUUGUCUGCUAUCAGCCUGAGGAGUCCAGGGCUACACUGUCAGCUCAGCAUGCUUCAAAAGAGCACCACGUGGUUGUCCACACCGUGUUUGUGGAGCCCUUCAACCCAAUAAUUGGGGCCCAGUACUUAGUUCUGGGUGAGGUAGAAAAUGCUCAGGGGGUUGGCGUGAUGGUCCGUGCCCGUGUGCUAAACUGUGUUGAUGGUGUAAACAUUGCUCUUCUACAGAAAGCCAUCAAUGAGCAAAGGAGCUUCUUUGGGGAGAGGGAGCGUACACCGAGUGAUGCUGCACAACCUGCACAUACAACGUGAUCAGGGUCUUCAUUCAUCAAGUUUCCCAGGGUGCUCAUUGAGUAUCAGGACUACCAGUGCUGCCAAGGUUCACUGGAGUGCUGUUGUGUGAAAAGUGUAAAAGACAUAGAUGUACUGACUAAAUGACUAUCAUGUCUACCUCUGAUCAUAACAGCUUUCGGCACUGUAUCAGUCCUGGGGUUGCUAUUUGAUAAUUACAGCCCCAAAUGAAUGGCUUGACAUUAGGGUUGCAUGUGUGUUCAACAAAGUAUUACUAGCAGAUGCUUUGGGCCAUGACAUGAAUAUGGUACAUUUUGUUAGCCAUGUUGAGCUGUCUGAUAACAAUAGGUUUUUCAAUGCUGCAAAUUUUAAUAGUGGGAGUUUCCAGUCUUAACAUCCUCGAUGUAACUUUGUGGUCUGAUAUCUUUCAAAUGCUUUAAAAUCGUUACAAUAGAUGUGUCAUGUAUGGGUCACGUAAUAUAGAUAAAAAAAAAAACCUGAAUGGAUAUAUUCCACUCACAUUAAAAUGGGGUUUCAAAAUUCAAACACUCCUAUCAAACACUUACUACUGAUCAGACAGCUGAAAAGAUAUUUAUUAGAUACAAUUUAGCAGCUAGGUGUAGCCUGGACUAUUAUAUAGGCAAGGACUUGCACUGAAGCUCCACUAGCAGAAUAAAAAUCUUACUGGUUCCCAACCUUUUAGCUUGUGAUCCUUCUUAAUGUGAACUAAGGCUUAAAUGAUUAGUUUAUUAAUCUGUUAGUCCAUUCACAAAGAACAAUUUUGAUAGUUGAUUGCUGUCAUGUUUCAUACAUAAAUGCCAUAUAUUUUUUUAAUUCCUGCUGGGCCAAUAGGAAGAUUGGCUGCUUUUCUGUCUUUUCCUUAAUGGCAUGGUUUUGGACUCUUGGUUAGACAAAUUCAACAAUAGGAGGAUGUCUGAUUAUUUGUAGUUUGGGAAAUUGUUAUGGCCAUUAUCUUCUGAAAUUUCGUAGACCAAUUAUUAGAUGACAAUAAAAACCACUGCAGCCCA
This is a messenger RNA of Micropterus dolomieu (smallmouth bass), 1517 nucleotides long. It is a transcript of the gene ten1, whose product is annotated as TEN1 subunit of CST complex. Bases 112 to 510 code for a protein of 132 amino acids. The record is from RefSeq and is a predicted model, not a curated record. Gene Ontology annotation, biological process: negative regulation of telomere maintenance via telomerase. The transcript has 3 exons. Gene Ontology annotation, molecular function: telomeric repeat DNA binding; single-stranded DNA binding; telomerase inhibitor activity. Lineage: Eukaryota; Metazoa; Chordata; Actinopteri; Centrarchiformes; Centrarchidae. Gene Ontology annotation, cellular component: CST complex.